GCGAAAAAUAGCGUUCUGGCGCGUCGCGUCGCGAGCAGUGAUGAAAAACGAUGACAUCACUCGAACGUCACACUUUUCCCUGUAGCGAUAAUCAUGGCGGAUCAACAAUUCAACAACUUUCUCUGAUUAUUGAAGUCCGCCGCUGCCUGCCGGGAUGGAGCAUGUUCAAGGGGCCUGGAAAAGCGUCAGUCAUGGGUUUGGAUGCAAAGACUCGGUGUUUGAAGAUUCCUGCAUGUCUCCCACCAUUCUCAAGAACUUCCCGUACCGGAGAUUGUCAGAUGAUGGGAGAAUCACAGACUCUAAAACUAGCAGCACAAUCCGUGUCUUCCUACCCAACAAACAGCGGACUGUGGUGAAUGUGCGACCGGGUAUGACGCUGCGCAACUGCCUCAUCAAAGCCCUGAAAGUCCGUGGACUUCAGCCCGAAUGCUGUGCCGUUUUCAAGCUUCUUCGAGAGCCUACCAGUUCCCACAGUAAGAAGAAGCGUAUGGAUUGGAGCACUGAUUGUACCACACUGGUGGGAGAGGAGAUGCUGGUCGAAGUCUUAGAUCACGUCCCGCUGACCACGCACAAUUUUGUACGAAAGACAUUUUUGAAGUUGGCCUUUUGUGACAUAUGUCAGAAGUUUCUUUUACAUGGCUUCAGAUGUCAGACGUGCGGCUACAAAUUUCACGAGCACUGCAGCACCAAAGUGCCCACCAUGUGUGUGGACUGGAGCAACAUUCGACAGCUCCUGCUGUUCCCGACUCCCGGAGAGAACGGCACUCCGUCACUCCCGCCCCUCUCGUCCCGUCGGAUGCAAAACUCUAAAUUCUCCUUCAGUCCUUAUCACAGAUACUCCACGCCGAAUGCUUUAAACUACAUCACUCCCAUGCCGUCCGCUGGCGUCUCUCUCAGUCAUAAAGUGUUGUCCACAUCCACGCCCAAUGUCCACAUGGUGAGCACCACACAGCCGGUCGAUGAGGCUGCUUAUCAGGAAGCCUUAGGGCGUGAUGAAUCAGGAAGCCCUCAAAAUCUGAGCCCGACCGAGUGGUCCAAAACCCCGGCUCCGGCUCACCGAGAGAAAGCGCCUUCAACCAACACUCAGGAAAAAAGAAUCCGUCCACGAGAGAAGAGAGAUUCCAACUACUACUGGGAGAUCAAGACCACCGAGGUGAUUCUGCUCUCCAGGAUCGGCUCAGGCUCGUUCGGCACCGUCUACAAAGGGAAGUGGCACGGUGAUGUUGCUGUGAAGAUUUUAAAGGUGACGGAUCCCACACCAGAGCAGUUACAGGCCUUUCGCAAUGAAGUGGCUGUUCUCAGGAAAACCAGGCACGUCAAUAUUGUUUUGUUUAUGGGAUACAUGACGAAGGAAAACCUGGCCAUUGUGACGCAGUGGUGUGAAGGAAGUAGCCUCUACAAACAUCUGCACGUGCAAGAGACGGACUUCCAGAUGUUUCAGCUGAUUGACAUUGCCAGGCAGACGGCUCAGGGCAUGGAUUACCUACAUGCAAAGAAUAUCAUCCAUCGAGACAUGAAGUCAAACAAUAUCUUCCUGCAUGAAGGACUGACGGUGAAGAUCGGUGAUUUUGGUCUGGCCACAGUCAAAGCACGCUGGAGCGGCUCUCAUCGGGUGGAGCAGCCGUCGGGAUCCGUCCUCUGGAUGGCUCCCGAGGUCAUCCGGAUGCAGGACAACAACCCGUACAGUUUUCAGUCGGAUGUGUACUCGUACGGUAUCGUCCUGUAUGAGCUGAUGACAGGAGAAUUGCCUUAUUCUAUGGUUGCAAAUAGAGAUCAGAUCAUCUUUAUGGUGGGUAGAGGUUAUCUGACCCCUGACCUCAGUAAACUGUAUAAGAGCUGUCCUAAAGCUAUGAAGAGGCUCGUCGCUGACUGCAUCCAGAAGUCCAAAGACGACAGACCGCUGUUUCCACAGAUCCUGUCCUCGAUCGAGCUGCUCCAGCACUCGCUCCCCAAAAUCAACCGCAGCGCGUCCGAGCCGUCGCUCCACAGAGCCUCGCACACCGAGGACAUCAACGUCUGCACUCUCGCGCUUUCAUCCGCCUUCAAGUGAAGCGUCACGCUCGCUUCAGCCCAGGACACGCUAGCAUCCAGUCGGCAAACAUACUCCAGCUAGCGGCGGACACAGUGUUGGUCAUUUAUGUGCUUCGUCUAAUAUAUUCUGUGUGUUAAGUCAAGAGUUUCAGUUGAUCUCUCUUCCCGUCUGCCAGGAGGGAACAGCCAAUCGCACUUUCUUUACACGGUUCACCUGUUGUGUCUAGCUGUAUGGCAAAGUUUGAGUGGGAAAUACCCAGAAUAAUCACGCGAACUGCCGCUUUCUCAUGAAUCCUACAAUCACGUGUGGCUGAAAUGACGUGUAAAUAUUCCCUAAGUGCCAGUGCCGCGGACGGCCGUGUGUCGAAUGUGUGUUUUUAUCAGCCGUACAGGGAGCACUUCAUGAUCACGUGUCUCGUUGUCUCUUUGACUUUGAGUAUGUUACAAAAAUCAAAGAAGAGUGGGUAUUAACUUUAUUAUAAAACUUGUUAGGGAUUCGUAUUUUUUUUUUUUUUUUUUUCCCAGCUUGUUACUGCUUGUCAUGGAGAAUUAACUUGUAAACUUGACAGAUUGUUUAUGCAUUGUAUUUUAAUAAAAUUUAAGUUAAAUACA
Molecule: messenger RNA, 2643 nt
Organism: Ctenopharyngodon idella (grass carp)
Lineage: Eukaryota; Metazoa; Chordata; Actinopteri; Cypriniformes; Xenocyprididae
Gene: raf1b
Product: Raf-1 proto-oncogene, serine/threonine kinase b
Exons: 17
Coding region: 155-2050 (631 amino acids)
Biological process (GO): protein phosphorylation; signal transduction
Cellular component (GO): mitochondrion; plasma membrane; cytosol
Molecular function (GO): protein kinase activity; ATP binding
Source: RefSeq, a predicted model, not a curated record